AUGAAUCAAAAACGCUUGUCUUCCUUGGUGGAGGGCUACUCAUCCGGCCCUGGCUCGUCAGCCGCGGGGCCGGCCCACCGCCGACCGGAGUCACCACAUCAAUCUGAUUAUUGCGCUCCGGUCCCCAGUGGGCGGCUUUGGAAUGUGGAGAGGAGUUUAUUCCCUGAGAAUGACUCCAGUCUUGAUCAGGAUGAACCGCUCAACCUGUCCUGUGUGACCAAGGAAACAUCCCAGCAUGAUUGCGCACGCCAUCGCUUCAUCGUCUGGGCCGCUGUAAAGCGCAACUUGUCCCCUAACCUACCGCAAGCGAAGAAGUUGGAAUGUCCGCUGCUCAGAUGUGAACUGCGCUUUUCUGACCACGAGGCUAUGCUCAGGCACCUGGCUGGGUGCAAAUAUCUUGCAGAGGGCGAAUAUUGGUGCUUCGACCAUCAGCGAGUUGAGCGUUUUAACGAUGUCAAAUGCAAGCGCUGUCUAGGCCAUCCGUCCAAGAGGAGGAAGAUAUUGAACCUCGCCAAAAACUUUUUUCAUUCGCUCGGCCACAAAUCCAAGAAAGCUUCCGCCUCAGAAAUCGACGUCGAUGCUGCCCUGUCGAGCCCUCUGUUGACUUACUACGACUCUCUCAAUAUAAAGGCUGUUAACGACACGCCCUCAGAGCUUCCAACAACAACUGAGAUUGCCGCCGAGCUUGAGGCUGCUCCAGUCAAUCAUACACCGGAUUGGAUUUUUGAGUCGGCGCCGGAGCCAGUUUUCGCGCCGUUCGCGCCGGACCCGACCGAUUCAAUCAACCCCCAAGCUCUUUUCAUGCCACCAACAACUUCUCAUGUCGAGCUUGACUCCGCUAUGGCUGUCGAUGGCACGUUUGCACAAUGGCAGUUACCAUCCGUGUCAACACCGACGACGAUGGCUUCGGCAUUGAUGCCACUGAAUUCAGUUUCGACUGAAGAUGGAUUCCCGAAGAACUCUCUUGUCAAGCCGACGCUUCAGGUUAUCACCGAAGGUCUUCAAGGCAGACGACAGGCUCCCCGUCCAAAACAGGUUCCCCCGGCACAGCGAAGCAAGACGGGGUUAUCGCCAAGCUCCUCUGUACGAUCCACGGCUAGCACAGACACUACUGCUACCACUGCCAGCUAUGGAAGCUCCCUAAUCUCUCCGUCCUCGAACUGGAGCGGAGUGUGGUCGAUGGGCUCUGGCUUUGACACACAUGCAACUUCUCCCAUCGAUGGAGUCACAUUUGACGACAUGUUCGAUACCGAGAUGCACCUCGAUCACAAUCCUUGCCCCGAUUAUCUUCACCUGAAGUUCUGUGAGCUGCCUGGAACUAUUCCAGAUGUCAGCCAGAAGGCCUGCGAGACGGCUCUUGAUCCUAUUAAUGACACCGAAGACCCUGUACCCACCAAUCCAACGCCCAUUCCUGAAAUUCGUCUGCAGGAAGAACAGAUUGUUGAAUCCAUUGCCCCGGUCGUCCCGGUAGCCCUGACCGAGUCUGAAGAGCGCGAAGUUGGACCAGAAAGCGUCUGCUGUUCAGAGGCUACAUCGCUCGUCAGCUCCGUCUGGGAUGCUUUCAUGGAACAUGUCGUGUCGUCCGCGGUGAAAAUUCAGGACCAACGCGACGUAAACGUGCUUGCCAAACAAUUUAACGGAAUGGCGUGUCGUACAAUAGUCACGAGAGGGCUGCAUACUCUCCGUGCCUUUAUUGCAAAGACAGGCCAGCUAACGGCGACGGAUCUAAUAUGUUUCCUUCAUCUGAUCGGCUCCUUCAAGGUGGUGCUACGCGAACAGGAUGCAUCCAAACAUUUCAACAACCUGUUUUUGCAGGCAUUGGCUUACUCUUCGAGGUUACCGCAAAGUGACCGCGACGUCUACCGUCAGCUCGUCAAGCUCAUAUGGCAGCCUCCAACGAUCACCCAGGAAGACGUGCAAAACUACAAGGAUUUGAUAGCACGUUGGUCGUUCGGGUCCCCGUUUGAUGUUAAGGGCAAAGCACCCGAGGUCUUGCAUACGGCACACGGUCAGCGAAUGUAUGACCCACUGCUUGCUACCGCACAAGACUUCCUGGAUGCACUCGAGAUGUCGGUUGUUCAUAGUUGUGAUUCGCUUCCCCUUGGUGUUCAGGUGUCCGACUUAAACAUUGUGCACUUGAAAGAGGCCAAUGCAUUGGACCGGGAACUUGUUGCAACAGUGCAGUCUGUGAUGGAAGUCCUGUCUCGUGGGUUUCGCAACCACGAGUUGCUGAAUAACGGGCUAAGAAGGGUAUCCCAAAGGGUUUUUGACGGUUCUAUCUCCGGUGUUCGGAAAAUCGAGCUUGCAUUGCUGAAGGCUGGCAAGGACUCGUUGCCGCGUGAGAGGUUCUUCGACGAAUAUGUUCCUCGGGUCAGGAAAUUGUGCGAUCAAGUUUACGAGAAGCACGAAGAAGGGGUCUCUCAACGGGACAAAUACCAUGUCCUUGGCAUCGAAUUAAUCGAAAAACUGAUACACGAUUUUGACACCUCGAGCUCAAAGGCGAAACUCUCUGAUGCUCUGGACGCUGGAUUCCUCGAAGACGCAAUCUCUGAAACGAUCGUGCAAGCGGCACAGUUCUCAAACGUAUCAACAAGCAGUCCGAAGGGACCUCGUUCCCCUUAUUUUAACACGCAAUUACCAACGCCAACAGAAACGUCUAUCAACACGCCGAGUAACUCCUCGAGCAGCGGGGAUGCAGAGAGACCACAACCGCAGCAAGCACCGCCAGCGGCCCAGUCCCCAAGUCAGCUUGGAACUCAGGGGUCACAGCGACAACCGCGUACAACCGGGCAGCAGAAAGAAGUCGUCGAAGCAGAUCUGUGCUGCAAGAUUUGCGGAUACCGCCCCAAAGGCCACCCACAGUGGUUCAAAGGUAGCAUGUCCAAGCACAUGCGCACCCAGCAUAGGACAGAGACUGAGUAUUUCUACUGCAAUUUCCCUGGCUGCACGAGCAAGUUCCGUAACCGGGCCGACAACCUGCGGAAACAUAAGAUGGAGAAAAAUCACUGGUGUGAGGAAGACCUGGUCCCGGCGACCAGUGCUGCCAGCUCGUCUUCCUCUGUCCAGACUGCUGCUGGGUCAAGGAGGCCGAGCAAGAGAAAAAAGAUGGCGGACGAUCAUGAGCAGUAG
This is a messenger RNA of Thermochaetoides thermophila DSM 1495, 3129 nucleotides long. RefSeq lists its product as uncharacterized. The record is from RefSeq and is a predicted model, not a curated record. Lineage: Eukaryota; Fungi; Ascomycota; Sordariomycetes; Sordariales; Chaetomiaceae. The transcript is spliced from 4 exons. Bases 1 to 3129 code for a protein of 1042 amino acids.